Trachemys scripta elegans is the source of this 3334-nucleotide messenger RNA. RefSeq names its product hydroperoxide isomerase ALOXE3-like. The transcript has 14 exons. Gene Ontology annotation, molecular function: protein binding; oxidoreductase activity, acting on single donors with incorporation of molecular oxygen, incorporation of two atoms of oxygen; iron ion binding. The record is from RefSeq and is a predicted model, not a curated record. Gene Ontology annotation, biological process: lipid oxidation; linoleic acid metabolic process. Bases 1095 to 3110 code for a protein of 671 amino acids. NCBI's taxonomy places the organism in Eukaryota, Metazoa, Chordata, Testudines, Emydidae.
GAUGCUCCUGGAGGUUGGUUUGCAGAAUCAGACCCAAAGUCCUCAGUCUUCAGGAUCUGUUCUUAUAGUGAUUUCUCCUCCUACAAGUUUACAGGGUUUGCUUCAUCAUGUUGUUUUCAUGUUUGAAAUGAUAAUCCAUCAUCGUUCUCAUUUCAGCUGAUAGUCAAUCAUGAAGAUGGCACAGCAAUGACGGAAUGACAACAUGUUGUUAUCUUGUUCUUCAGCCCUCCUGUCCUUGGGGCAAGUAUGCCCUCAGGGUUAUCAGCCUAUCUCGUCCACUGCUUUCUUCAGCCAGAUAAUCUGAUUUUUAAGUUGGCAUCUCAACCUUUAAUCUUUCAUUCCUCAUUCAAUCAUACAUACAUACAUACAUACAAUCACACUCACACUCCAACAUAUAUCCUGUCACAUCUGCAUUUUAAUCAUCUACUCAUUCUUUAACAUAACCAUUCUAAAAUCAGUGGGACAUGGCAGACUUCAAUAACUCUUUUCAUCCUACUGGUUAUAUCUAAAGGAAACAAACAAGAUAAGCAUGGAAGAGUGGGGGGUUCACACAUCUUAUUCCAGAGUUCAGGGAAAGAAAGUUGUACCAGCAAACUCUUUGUCUCUGGAUGUUGUUCUACAAUUAGCACAGACCUUGCAAACUGGCAGGCCUGUUUCAAUUAGCACAAACUCAGCAGGAUGAGAGAGCCGGCUGAGAGACAUAUUUCUUUCUAAUGGUCACUCCAAAUCCUGGAGUCUGCGGUGGAGUCACUCUUUCUUACAUUUCCCAUAUCAGAAAUAUACCACUUAUCUAUCCAGUCCAACACCUGGUCUGUCACCACUUUGUUUUAUCACCUUGUGUGGGCAGCAGGCAGAGGCGUCCUUAAGUAUUCAUUGGAAAUGAAAAUUAGCCAAGUCAGCCUCACCGCCCUUUGCCUGUGUCCAACCCCCAGUGCUCACAUCACAUCACCACUCACAUCACCAGCUGCUUAAUGAGGGCAAUAUAAAAACCAGCAGCAGGGCAGAACUGGGAGAUAACACCGGAUCUCUGGCAAGGACAGCCAGCCAGACAAGGGAUCCCGCCAGAUACGCUCCUCCCUGCCUCACAAAUUACGAUGGGCACCUACAAAGUCCGUGUCACCACCGGGAACUUCCUGCUAGCUGGGACGUUCAGCUCCAUCUCCAUCACCCUGGUGGGGACCCAUGAGGAAAGCGACAAGAAGCUCCUCGACAACUGGGGGAAGGACUUCAACCCCGGGGCGGUGGAGGAGUUCAAGCUGUGCAGCCGGCGCUGGCUGGGGGACAUCGUCCUGGUGCGGCUCCACAAGGAGCCCUACUCCUUCUACCCCACCGACAACUGGUACUGCAGCUUCGUGGAGGUCGUCUCCCCACACGGCCAGAGCUACCGCUUCCCCUGCUACCAGUGGGUCGAGGACUACUGCACCCUGGAGCUGCGGGAGGGCAAAGGCCAGACAAUUUGUAACAAUGCCGAUUCCCCGUUGCUGCUGGAGCAGCGGCAGGCUGAGCUGAAGCACCGACGCAAGUGCUAUGGUUGGAAGGAGUUCGCCCCUGGACUGCCUCGGUGCCUGGAUGUGGACAACAUUAGUGAACUGGACUGUAACAGCAUGUACUCCUUCACCAAGAGCACCAACGUCCUGCUGCGUGGGGCACGCGCGAAGGUGGAGCUGCAGCUGAAGGGUUUCCUGAACUGCACCAAUUCCUGGGCGAAGCUGGACGACAUCAACAAGGUUUUCUACUUCAACAAAACCCCAAUCACAGAGUACGUGCGGGCGCACUGGCGAGAGGACACAUUCUUCGGGUACCAGUUCCUGAACGGGGUCCACCCGGUGGUGAUCCGGCACUGCAUGGAGCUCCCCUGCAACUUCCCCAUCACGUCAGCCAUGGUGGCCUCCUCCCUGGGGGAGAGCACCAGCCUGCAGGACGAGCUGGAGAAGGGGAACAUCUUCCUCGCGGACUAUAAAAUCCUGGAGGGCGUCCCGGCCAACAGGAUCAAUGGCUACCAGCAGUACAUCGCCGCGCCCCUCUGCCUGUUGCACCUGCAGCCCUCUGGGGAGCUCAUCCCCGUGGCCAUCCAGCUCAGCCAGUGCCCAGGCCCUGACAGCCCCAUCUUCCUGCCCAGUGACUCCGAGUGGGACUGGAUCCUGGCCAAGACCUGGGUGCGCUACGCCGAGUUCCUGGUGCACGAGUCCGUCAGCCACCUGCUGUUCACCCACCUGAUCAACGAGGCCUUCACCCUGGCCACCCUGCGCCAGCUGCCCAUGUGCCACCCGCUCUUCAAGCUGCUGCUGCCCCACACCCGCUACACGCUGCACAUCAACGUCGUGGGAAGGACCCAGCUACUUGGAUGUGGAGGGAUCGUCGAAAGGGCCAUAGGCUUGGGGCUCGAGGGGACCAAGGUGCUGAUGGCCAAGGGCACAUCCGGCCUGACCUAUGCCUCCCUCUGCUUCCCUGAGGACAUCCAAGAGCGUGGGGUUGACUGCAUUCCCAACUACUACUACAGGGAUGAUGGGCUGAAGAUCUGGUCAGCCACUGAGAGCUUCGUCUCCGGCAUCGUCAGACACUAUUACCGCAGCGACGCCCACGUCCUGGCUGACUGCGAGCUGCAGGCCUGGGCAGACGAGAUCUUCCGUGAAGGCUUCCUGGGGAACGAGGCGUCCGGUUUCCCCUCAUCCCUGCAAAGCAUCCCUGAGGUCAUCCAGUACCUGACUAUGUGGAUCUACUGCUGCUCGGCCCGGCAUGCUGCCCUCAAUAAUGGGCAGUAUGACCAUGGUGCCUGGAUGCCCAACUUCCCGGCCACCAUGAGGAACCCCCCACCCCAGGCCAAGGGCACCACCUCCCUGGAGAGCUACCUGGACACCAUCCCGGAGGUCAACAGCACCAGCCACAUUGUCCUCACCCUUUGGGUCCUCUGCUGCAAGCCGGUGGAUUCGAGAUCCCUGGGCACGUACCCUGACGAGCACUUCACGGAGGAGGAGCCCAAGCGGCUGAUCGCAGCCUUCCAGGGGCGCCUGGCCCAGAUCUCCCAGGACAUCCAAGAGAGGAACAAAUCCCUGCCCAUCCCCUACCACUACCUGGAUCCCCACCAAAUUGAGAACAGCACAUCCAUCUGAGUCCGACCGGCGAGCCCCAGGGACGGGCCCCCUGCGGCCACUGGCUAUGCUGUCCCUGUGAUCCUGUCCCGGGAUCAAUAAACCUCAGCCUGGCUCCACUCUGAAUGGCUGAUUCUGUCUAGUGGGAUGUGAUGUUACUGACAACAUAGACCAUUGUUGCAACCACUGUUAUAUAUUUGCAGCAAAUAUUGUACAAAGGUUGUUGUGUAAGGUGUCUAUGGAAA